UUACUCCCCAGUAUUGGAGAGAGACAGGAGACCCCAGCGAGUGUUUGGGAUGUGUGGGCCUAGGGUCAGGGACGGUGUGAAGCCAGAUUAGUAUAGGACAGGUAGGAGGUUGGUCUGUCCAAAUAUGAGGGCCCAGACAGGCUGUUUCACACUGCUGCCCCUACUCCCUAAUGGGGAAAUUGAGGCUUAGAGAGGGAGCGUGGUGACCCAGGAUCACACUCUGAUACUCCACCCUCUUCAUCCUCAUCCUCCUCACUUCACCCAGAGUCCUCCCUCUCAACCUCCAGCCUUCAUUUCCUCCAACUAUUCUUACACGACCCGCCCCAAAGAACAUCUGAGACCCCCUCCUCGUGUCAUGCUAAUGACCAUCGGGAGGCCCCGCCCACACCAUAAUUCAAAUAAGGUUCGCAAAAGCCCCGCCCCUCAUCCCUCCAUGGAGUCUGCGCAGCGAGGAGCCGGAUCGGACCAACUGCAUUUUCAUUUGUGCCUCCGCCAGCCUCCCAGGCUGGCUGUCAGUCUGUCCGUUGCACCGUGCUGGUGACGUCUAGGCGGAACCCGAGCUCAGGCAGCAGCACCCUUGACCCGAGCAAGCCUUGUGGAUGGAGCACUGGACCCAGAGUGCCUGCCCUCACCUGCCCGCGCCUCAGUUUCCACAUCUGUGCAAUGGGGGUGACCGUCAGUGCCCUGCUGGCUUCCAGGAGCAGCUGUGAGUCCAUGGGCGUGGUGGCCGCCUGUGGGAAGCCAUAGCGCUCUUUCACAGGCCUGGGCCUUCACCAUGGCAGGAGGGAGACCUCAGCUGAAGAGGAGUUUCUCCAUCAUUCCCUGCUUUGUCUUCGUAGAGGGCUUCUUCUGCUAUGACAGUACUUACGCCAAGCCCUAUCCGGGGCCUGAGGCUGUCAGCCGAGCACCUCCUGCACUUAUCUAUGCUCUGGUCACCGCUGGGCCCACCCUCACGAUCUUGCUGGGGGAGCUGGCACGUGCCUUUUUCCCCGCACCACCCUCAGCCAUCCCCAUCAUUGGGGAGAGCACCAUUGUGUCUGGGGCCUGCUGCCGCUUCAGCCCCCCACUGAGAAGGCUGGUCCGCUUCCUGGGGGUCUACGCCUUCGGCCUCUUCACCACGACCAUCUUCGCCAACGCAGGGCAGGUGGUGACUGGCAACCCUACACCGCACUUCUUGUCCGUGUGCCGCCCCAAUUACACGGCUCUGGGCUGCCUGCCUCCCUCACCGGACCGUCCAGGUCCUGACCGCUUUGUCACCGACCAGGGUGCCUGUGCUGGCAGCCCCAGCCUAGUGGCUGCUGCGCGCCGCGCCUUCCCCUGCAAGGACGCCGCCCUUUGCGCCUAUGCGGUUACCUACACAGCGAUGUACGUGACACUGGUGUUCCGGGUGAAGGGCUCCCGUCUGGUCAAACCCUCGCUCUGCCUGGCUUUACUGUGCCCCGCCUUCCUGGUGGGCGUGGUCCGCGUGGCUGAGUACCGUAACCACUGGUCGGAUGUGCUGGCCGGCUUCCUGACUGGGGCAGCCAUUGCCACCUUUCUGGUCACCUGCGUAGUGCACAACUUCCAGAGCCGGCGACCCUCCAGCCGAAGGCUCUCCCCCUGGGAGGGCCUGAGCCAAGCCCCUACCACGGACAGCCCCCUCGAAAAGUUAAGUGUAGCCCAGGAACCCGAGGCCUGCAGGCCGCAUUCGACACCGGCACGGCUCACCCCAUCCAAGCCGCAGAACUGCGCCCGCCGUGGCCACCUGAUCCCAAGCUGCGUGUCCUCCAGGGCUCCAGCCAUGUGUUCGUCACCCCGUGUGCCCCGCCCUCGGUUGAGAUCUGAGCCAACGCCCCUGCCACUGCCCCUGCCCCUGCCAGCACCAACCACCAGCCAGGGCCCCUCACCCUCCUCUCCUGGGCCUGGGGGGCCAGGCGGGGGUGGUGGACGUGGCCGGAAACUGCUGCUGCCCACACCCCUGCUACGGGACCUGUACACCCUCAGUGGACUCUAUCCCUCCCCCUUCCACCGGGACAACUUCAGUCCUUACCUGUUUGCUAGCCGUGACCACCUGCUGUGAAGCCCAUCCACCCACCCACCCAGAAUCUGUCCAUUUCUCAUUUAUUCCCUACCACACGUGUGUGUGUGUGCACCAUGUGAGUGCCAAAGCCCCCGUCUCCAAACCAGCCAGGCCCAGAUAUCAGAGGAUGGCUGGAAGGACAUUUGGGGGACUCCCUGCCUCUCUUGCCUUCUGGAACAUCCAAGUGGGCAUAAGUGGGAGGUGGGCCCUUGCCACCUAUAAUUGCUCUUUUAAGGGCCAAAUCCUGAUCCCAUUGGCCAUUGCCCAGCCAAUGGGAGCCUCCAGUUCUUUGAAUUUUAACUAACAGGAGUUUACUCCAGCCAAUGGUAGCCUCCUCCUCACUUCUUAGUAUCCUCAGGCGAGAGGGAAACUCCAGCCAGUGUUCAGCAAAUGAACAACCAAUAAGAGUCCUUGGUUUUCAGAAUUUCUAGGGUGGGUGGGUAUGAUUCCAGCCAAUGGGGGACCGCCCAUGUCUAAGUAUGUGCAGAAUUGAGGAGGGAAUUGGGGUCAUUCUUUGUAACCAGGACCUCUUUCCUCAGGAUCAGAAUUUAGCCAGAGGGUGGGGGGCAGGCUCCCCCAUGGCAGGAUUCUUGGGGCACCCCUUCCCCUCUCAGUCCCUCCACCACGUGCACCCUGUCACCCAGCCCCUCAUAACUUCCUACUGAUGCAGGGCAUGUCCAGUUCACAGGUUUUGUUCAGGGUGCUGUCUCCCUUUGCCUGGGCCCAGGUCACCCCAAACCCUUCUGCUACUUAUGAGGGCUGUGGUAAAGGACUUGUUCUCUUGGAAGCCUCCCACCUCCCACCCCCACCGUUCUUCACACUGCCCUCAUGCCUCAGCCUCAUGUAAAUGUGCCGUUGUGGGCUCAUGGGUGGAGCAGAGAGGGCUUUCCCACCCCCAAGGGCAGCCACAGGCAGUGGGCAGAGGAGACACCAACUCCCUUUCCUGCCCCUCCUCGUCACCUUUA
Artibeus jamaicensis (Jamaican fruit-eating bat) is the source of this 3024-nucleotide messenger RNA. It is a transcript of the gene PLPPR2, whose product is annotated as phospholipid phosphatase related 2. Gene Ontology annotation, molecular function: phosphatidate phosphatase activity. Lineage: Eukaryota; Metazoa; Chordata; Mammalia; Chiroptera; Phyllostomidae. The transcript has 10 exons. The record is from RefSeq and is a predicted model, not a curated record. The coding region runs from base 776 to 2059 and encodes 427 amino acids. Gene Ontology annotation, biological process: phospholipid dephosphorylation; phospholipid metabolic process; signal transduction.